Messenger RNA from Apis laboriosa (Himalayan honeybee), 1356 nucleotides. RefSeq names its product sialin-like. The record is from RefSeq and is a predicted model, not a curated record. Gene Ontology annotation, molecular function: transmembrane transporter activity. The transcript has 6 exons. Gene Ontology annotation, biological process: transmembrane transport; monoatomic anion transport. The annotation marks the transcript as partial. Lineage: Eukaryota; Metazoa; Arthropoda; Insecta; Hymenoptera; Apidae.
AUGGUGGGAUACGUGAGAUAUUUCUUUGCCAUAAUGAUCUGCAUCGCGAACAUGAUUGUCUACGGGUUGAAGGUGAACAUAGCCAUAGCUGUCGUAGGCAUGGUGAAGCAUAAAGAUGAAAUAUCAGACGCGUCUGACGAAUGCGAUUUCCACGAUGUUGCCGUUACCAUCGAUAUAGAGGGUCCCUUCGAAUGGACUUCGACGCAACGAGGUUUAGUUGUCAGUUCUUAUUUCGUCGGUUAUUUAGUAGGCAUGUUUCCAUGCGGAUAUUUCGCGGAUCGUUUCAACACGAAGAACGCUCUGCUGAUCUGCAUAUUGGGGAACGCGAUUCUCACGAUCAUAGUGCCAUUAGUGGCGCCUGUGUUGUGGAUACUUUACUUUACGAGAUUCUUGAUGGGUGUUGUGAGCGCACCGAAUCUUCCUAUCGUUUCUAUCCUUGUUGGGAAAUGGAUCGUUUACCAGGAGAAGAGUUUAUGGUUCGGUAUUAUUUAUUCCGGCCUAUCGGUUGGCACCGUGAUCGGUAUCCUGACGUCAGGAAUGAUACUGCACGCCCUCGGAUGGGAGGCGGUCUUUUACAUACACGGUUUCCUUCCGUUAAUCUGGUGCGUUGUAUUCUAUUUUUUCUUCGACGAUAACCCGGAAACGCAAUACUAUAUAUCGGAGGAGGAGAGACACUAUAUCGUGACCUCGUACGGGCAUCGUGGCGUUGAAUCGAAGAAGAUGAAAGUACCAUGGAAAUCCAUUUUCACGUCGGUCCCGUUUAUAGCCCUACUUUUGACCAAUACAUUCGGUACCUAUGUUUGGUACUUCCUGCUCACGCUGUUACCUUUGUACAUGAACAAGAUUCUGAGAUUUGAUAUUCAAUCUAACGCAGUUCUAAGUUGCCUGCCGUAUCUCUUAAGCGCAAUGGUGAAUCCGAUUUAUGGAGAAAUAUUGGAUUGGGGCAGACUGAGGAAUUAUUGGGAUCAAACAAUGGCGCGAAAGAUCGCAAUGUUCACAAGUUGCGUCCCACCGUGUAUUUUUCUUCUUAUUAUCGCUUACAUCGGUUGCUAUCGGACGGUAGUCGUCGUAUUAUUGAUGUUGAGCGUAAUGUUUGCCGGUACAAAUUUUCUCGGAUUUCUUUGCAACCACAACGAUUUGGCGCCAAACUAUGCAGGAAUUUUGAUGGGUAUAACGAAUACUCCAGGGACACUUCCAGCCUUUAUUUUGCCCGCCAUAGUGGGCGCACUUACGGAAGAUGGGCACACUAUGGCACGAUGGAGAUACGCAUUUUGGGUGCCUAUUAUUGCACAGAUGAUCGCGUUCAUUGUAUUCAGCAUUUUUGGAUCGGCAGAGAUUCAAGAAUGGAAUUAUGAG